GUCACCAUUUGCAAUUGCGAGUGCGGUGUGCGUCAGUGCUUGUGCUGGUGUGUUUUUGUUCUGUACUUUUUCCCUUUUAGGAUGAACAAAUUAACUUGUCUUCAAUAACUUAUAAAGGUUGAAGGAAAACCGGUCGAGACUCGAGAGCAGAGGGAAAAUUCCAGGGUUUCUGUUUCAGAGAAGAGAAGCUCGUUCGUGUUUGGGUUCUGGUGGAUUCGAUUCGAUUCGAUUCGAUUCCAGCUACAAUACAAUGGGGAAAAACCAGAAAUCAGGGCUAGGUAGAUCCUUGGUGAAGCAGCAUAACCAAAUGGUCCAGCAGAACAAGGAAAAGGGCUAUUCCUACCAGAAGAAGGUUCUCGAAUCCUUCACAGAGAUCAGCGACAUCGACGCCAUCAUCGAACAAACAGAACACUCUCAACCUCUCUUUGACGCCACCCAUCACUCCCUCCCCAACCGCCUCAUCAAUCUGGAUUCGAACUCUGGCACUGUAAUGAAUGACAUGACACCUGAAGAAAUGAGGAAGCAACAGAAAAGGGAGGAGGCGCUGCAUGCUAGUAGUCUCCGUGUUCCACGUAGGCCACCAUGGAGUGCAGACAUGUCUGUUGAGGAGCUUGAUGAGAAUGAAAGACAUGCUUUCCUAAUUUGGCGUCGGAGUCUAGCAAGACUUGAGGAGAAUGAGAAGCUUGUCCUUACUCCAUUUGAGAAAAAUCUUGAUAUCUGGAGACAGCUCUGGCGGGUUGUCGAGCGCAGUGAUUUGCUUGUUAUGGUUGUUGAUUCACGAGAUCCACUGUUCUAUCGCUGUCCUGAUCUUGAGGCAUAUGCACAAGAGGUUGAUGAGCAUAAACACACAUUGCUCCUGGUUAAUAAAGCAGAUCUUUUACCAGCUUCUCUCAGAGAGUAUUGGGCAGAGUAUUUUCGUGCUCAUAAUAUUCUCUACAUCUUCUGGUCAGCUAAAGCUGCUUCAGCAUCUCUUGAAGAUAAAAGGUUUGGGUCAUCAUCAUUGGAAGCUGAUGACUCGGGGAGGAACAAUAACCUAGACACAAAGAUAUAUGACAGGGAUGAGCUUUUGGCACGAUUGCAGUCAGAGGCAGAAGAAAUAGUAGAGGUGAGGAGAAAUUCCAGCUCCUCUGGCGCAGGGCCAUCUAACAGUGAAUCUCCUGGUGAAAAUGCUACUGGUAGUUCGUCAUCAAGUAAUGUUGUUGUGGGAUUUGUUGGAUAUCCUAAUGUUGGCAAAAGUUCAACUAUUAAUGCUCUGGUUGGUAAAAAACGGACAGGUGUCACCUCGACUCCAGGGAAGACAAAGCACUUUCAAACUUUAAUUAUCUCUGACAAACUGACCCUCUGUGAUUGUCCUGGAUUAGUUUUCCCAUCUUUCUCAAGCUCAAGAUAUGAGAUGAUUGCUUGUGGAGUGUUGCCUAUAGAUAGGAUGACUGAACACAGGGAGGCUGUCCAAGUUGUAGCCGAUAGAGUCCCAAGACAUGUCAUUGAGGAGAUUUAUAAUAUCAAUCUGCCAAAACCUAAGCCAUAUGAGCCCCAAUCUCGACCCCCUCUGGCAUCUGAACUUUUGAGAGCAUAUUGUGCUUCUCGUGGGUAUGUUGCCUCCAGUGGACUGCCUGAUGAAACUAGAGCUGCCCGCCAGAUACUGAAAGAUUACAUUGAUGGGAAGCUGCCUCAUUAUGAAAUGCCCCCUGGAAUGUCAAAUGAGGAACUAGCUUUGGAAGGUCAAGUAGGUAAUGAGUCACUCAACUUGCAUGGCUUUGAUUCAUCUGGUACUGAAAACUCUACGGAUGUUUACAGUGAAGUUGCACCGGAUCUUGAGCAUGUAUUGGAUGACCUUAAUUCAUUUGACAUGGCUAAUGGGCUUGCUUCAAACAAAGUUACUAUCAAGGAGUCUAAUACAUCUCGUAAGCACCAUAAGAAUUAAGAAGCCUCAGAGGAAAAUAGACCGUUCUUGGAGAACAGGGAAUGAUGAUGCUGACGGGAUGCCAGUUGUAUGAUUCUUUCAGAAACCAGUAAACACAAACCAUGUUAAGGUUUAAAAUAUCAUGCCCUUCUGGUAUUCGUAUAACAGACAACGCCUGAUCUGAGACCCAGUAUGUACAUUGUUAAAUCUCAGAUUGAGUAAGUUACACUUUUUUGUUUGCAAUGCAGAAUUAGAAUACGUAGGCAAUCCUAAUGAUCUGAGACCCAUAUUUGUAAUAUAUUAUAUUUUUUUUGCAAAA
This is a messenger RNA of Gastrolobium bilobum, 2222 nucleotides long. RefSeq names its product GTPase LSG1-1-like. Gene Ontology annotation, molecular function: GTP binding; GTPase activity. NCBI's taxonomy places the organism in Eukaryota, Viridiplantae, Streptophyta, Magnoliopsida, Fabales, Fabaceae. The record is from RefSeq and is a predicted model, not a curated record. The transcript has 7 exons. Gene Ontology annotation, cellular component: cytosol. Bases 251 to 1924 code for a protein of 557 amino acids.